Molecule: messenger RNA, 592 nt
Organism: Protomyces lactucae-debilis
Lineage: Eukaryota; Fungi; Ascomycota; Taphrinomycetes; Taphrinales; Protomycetaceae
Exons: 2
Coding region: 225-545 (106 amino acids)
Source: RefSeq, a predicted model, not a curated record
GAGCGCUGCUUACAGUGACCAUGAGGCAUACUGUAGUCUGUAGCUGGUCGAGAGUCGCAAGGUGGCCAAAGUUCAAAACCAACAAAGUCCAACUUCACAACGAGCACAGCACACCGACGGCUCGACUUCCUUGCUUCUUGAAGCCUUGGAAAUAAAGCCACUCGCGUUGGAUAGCAGAGGAAUACGGCUCCAGAACGACGAUUUUAUAUGUAGCUGACCAUGUUAUGCAGAUCGAGGGAUUAUGUGGUUUGGUAUACUCGGUAGAUAGGAUUGCUUCCAAUCCAAUCGUUGCUCAUGAGCUGGAUGAAUGCCAAUGUAAAGUUCAAAUUGGAAGUGCUCUCUAUAUGCAUAGCUAUAGUGCAGGCAACAGUCAUCAUCAGCGUCUGCUAUUUGUAUUCCGUCGAUUGCUGGCUCUUCACAAGCGUCUGGAAGCAGUGUUUUGGCUUGCUCCAGUAUUUCACCAGCAUUACCGGUCUUCACCAGCGAUUUUCCAUGGGGUUGCUGGCCUCAAAACGAGCUUCCAUUGGCCUAUUGCAGAUACAUGACAAUCAAGAGUCUCCAUCCCCCAUCUUCAUAUGCGACAUAAGAAGGC